AUGUGGAACGACGAAGACAACAAUCCAUACGGCACUAGCUUUGACCGCCGGGAUUCGCAAUCGUCGUCUGCCAACCCGGCUUCCCCGACCACUCGUGAUUACCAUAAUUUCGAGCCUCCCCACACGCCAACUUCUGGCAGCGACGACGACCAACAUGGUCAAUUUAGCCAUGGGGGAGCUCAAGCCGAUAGUGACGAAGAGGUCUCGAGGGAUGGUGCCGGGCCCCGGCGCAAGCCUGGUGGCUACGACAGUCGAAUCGAGCAGAUCCUCUACGAGAACCCUGACCAGUCUAUCCUGAUUACCGAAGCAGGCAAGAGCCUUGAGAGUGGUGGCAGGUAUAUCGUAUAUACUAUUCGCACCGGCGACCUGGAAGUGCGACGUCGAUAUUCGGAAUUUGCCUCCCUGCGCGAUGCCUUGACUCGUCUACACCCUACCCUCAUUGUUCCCCCCAUCCCCGAGAAGCACACAAUGGCCGACUACGCCGCGAACCCAACAAAUGCGAAGCAAGACCAGCAGAUUAUUGAUCUGCGAAAGCGCAUGCUUGCGGUCUUCCUGAACCGUUGCCGCCGGAUGGACGCCAUUAGAACUGACGGAGUCUGGUGGAGAUUCCUCGAUCCUAACGCCAGCUGGAAUGAGGUUUUGCACUCACAUCCCGUAGCAUCCAUCCCCAAGUCAGUCCUAAAGGCGCCCCCGCUCGAUACCGCAAACCCAACUGCCGCCCAUAACUUUCUACCUGUUCCAGCGGCAUCGGCGAAGCUCAAGACAGUGGCUGGCGCCAAUCACGACAACAGCUCUGGCCAUAUUCAAGCGGGACCUCAUGCUUUUGGCCGAUUUCCACCUGAGGCGCAUAACCUGAGCGAGCAGGAGCUGGACCCCUACUUCAUCUCAUAUGAGUCGUCGAUCAAAGAGCUCGAGCAGCUCCUGACUGGCCCCAUGGAGAAGGUGAACCGUCGAACCCUGAGCCAUCUUUCAUCACUGGCAGCCGAUCUUUGCGAGCUUGGGUCCGUUUACAAUGCAUUCGCCGUUUCGGAGCAGGCUCCGUCUCUUGGACCAGCCAUCGAGCGAGUUGGUCAGGCCGCUGACCUCUCGUACAUUGCGACAGAAGAGCUUUCAGGGUCUCUCGGCGCCAGCUUCGCAGAGCCGAUGCGAGAGAAUGCGCAGUUUGCGGGUGUUGUCCGGAGUGUGUUGAAAUAUCGCGUGCUCAAACGCGUCCAGCAGGAUCUAACCACUGAGGAGUUGAACAAGAAGAGAGCACUGCUGGACCAGCUAGAGCGGAGCGAAGCCGAGGCCCGACGAAUUGAGAACUACCUAUCGAGCAGCCAACAAAUCUCCCCGCCGCCAAAGCGAUCGGCGAGUCUUAAGGAGCCCGCCUCUUACCAGCGACGGGAUGGUGGUCAAGAAGACACGGAAUCUAUCGAUUCCGACUUUCCUCCGACUCACGGCGAUUUCCCAUCAUCUGCGCCCUCGGCAAGCCAGGGGCUGCCGGAAAGGAGCACCAGUGUGCCAUCUCACAAGAAGAUGCCUAGUGGGAACUCAAUAACGAACAAGAUCUUUGGACCCAUCCGUCACGCAGUUCAGGGAGUUGUCGAUGUCGACCCGGAGCGGACACGACGCGAUUUGAUCGGCAAGACAAGGGAGAGCAUUGGUCAAUUGGAGCAGGCUCAAGUCGCUUCGGAGCGUGAUGUCAAGGAGGCCAGCGCUAGUGUUUUGCAAGACCUGAAGCGGUUCCAGAAGGACAAAGAGGAGGAUUUGCGACGGUACAUGCUCGCUUAUGCGCAAAGCCAGAUCGAAUGGGCAAAGAAGAGCAAGCAGCAAUGGGAAGAGGCUCGGGCAGAGGUGGAGAAGAUUGAGGAGUCAUAA
Fusarium keratoplasticum is the source of this 1860-nucleotide messenger RNA. Its product is annotated as Sorting nexin-41. The record is from RefSeq and is a predicted model, not a curated record. Gene Ontology annotation, biological process: retrograde transport, endosome to Golgi. The coding region runs from base 1 to 1860 and encodes 619 amino acids. Lineage: Eukaryota; Fungi; Ascomycota; Sordariomycetes; Hypocreales; Nectriaceae. The transcript has 5 exons. Gene Ontology annotation, molecular function: phosphatidylinositol binding.